Messenger RNA from Sapajus apella (tufted capuchin), 1565 nucleotides. It is a transcript of the gene TCN1, whose product is annotated as transcobalamin 1. Gene Ontology annotation, biological process: cobalamin transport. The record is from RefSeq and is a predicted model, not a curated record. NCBI's taxonomy places the organism in Eukaryota, Metazoa, Chordata, Mammalia, Primates, Cebidae. The transcript is spliced from 9 exons. Gene Ontology annotation, molecular function: cobalamin binding. The coding region runs from base 107 to 1402 and encodes 431 amino acids.
UGAGUGAAAAGAAGCUGAGGCAACCUGAAGGAGGAGCUCUCAUUACCUUCUGUCCAUCACCUAAUAAAUAGCCAAUCCCUCAACAUUCCGGUACACUGUUGAAGAGAUGAGGCAGUCACACCAGCUGUCCCUAGUGGGGCUCUUACUGUUUUCUCUUAUUCCAAGCCAACUAUGUGAGAUCUGUGAGGUAAGUGAAAAAAAUGACAUAAACCCUCUGUUGAAUACAAUGAUCAAUUCAAAGUAUACCAGGGGAACCAGCGCUGCCAAUGUCCUGCUGUCCCUCAAACUUGUUGGAAUCCAGAACCAAAUCCUGAGGCAAAAGAUGGUCAAAGAAAUCAAACACAUUGUGAAAAUGGGAGUGUCAGAUUUAAGCUCGGGAGAGCUUGCCUUGAUUAUACUGGCUUUGGGAGCAUGUCGUAGCCCUGAGGAAACCUUAAUAUAUGAUUACCAUCUGAUUGACGAGCUAGAAAAUAAGUUCCAAGCAGAAAUCAAAAAUAUGGAAACACACAAUGACAAUCCCCUGACUAACUACUACCAGCUCAGCCUGGAUGUUUUGGCCUUGUGUCUGUUUAAUGGCAACUACUCAACCGCUGAAGUCGUCAAACGCUUCAAUCCCGAAAAUAAAAACUAUUAUUUUGGUAGCCAGUUUUCAGUAGAUACUGGUGCAAUGGCUGUCCUGGCUCUGACCUGCGUGAACAGGAGUCUAACAAAUGGGCAGGUCAAAGCAGACGGAGGAGAUCUGACGAAGAUCAGUAACUAUACAAAGUCACUGGUAGAAAAGAUUCUGUGUAAGAAAAAAAGAAAUGGUCUCAUUGGAAACACAUUUAGUACAGGGGAAGCCAUGCAGGCGCUCUUUGUAUCAUCAGACUAUUAUAAUGAAACUGAGUGGAAUUGCCGAGAAACUCUGAACGCAGUGCUCAUGGAAAUUUCCCGAGGAGCAUUCAAUAUUCCAAUUGCUGCAGCCCAGGUCUUACCUGCCCUGUUGGGAAAGACCUACUUGGAUGUUAACAAAGACUCUUCUUGUGUUUCUGGUUCAGGUAACUUCAACAUCUCCAUUCCUGAGCCUAUAACUGUGACACCUCCUGAGUCACAACCACAUAUCUCAGUCAAUUACUCUGUGAGAAUUAACGAAACAUAUUCAGCCAAUGUCACUGUGCCACAUGGUUCUGUCUUCCUCGCUGUGAUGGAGAAAGCUCAGAAAAUAAACCAUACUAUAUUUUGCUUCACAAUGGAGGAGAGCUCAUGGGGGCCCUACAUCACCUCUGUUCAGGGUCUAUGGGCCAGCAAUAAUGACAGAACCUACUGGGAACUUCUGAGUGGAGGCAAACCACUGAGCCAAGGAGCUGGAAGUUACGUUGUCCAUAAUGGAGAAAACCUGGAGGUUCGUUGGAGCACAUACUAAUGCCCAAACUUUCCUCAGCUGGAUGAAAUCCACUUGCAGUGGCGUUCCAUGCCAACUGGCCUUAUGCCUUCUUCUUCAUUUAUCCCAGUACCAGUAGGAGAGUUAAUAACCUCCCCUUCUCUCUCUACAUGUUCAAUAAAAGAUUAAACACUAUACAAAAAGA